Adineta steineri is the source of this 342-nucleotide messenger RNA. The record is from the annotation of a GenBank genome assembly. Lineage: Eukaryota; Metazoa; Rotifera; Eurotatoria; Adinetida; Adinetidae.
AUGACUGUAUGUAAAGUGCUUUUAUAUGGUCUAAAGCCAUGUGAUAUAAGUAGUCAUACGAAUGAUAAAAUAUCUGAUAUAUCUCAUCAACGGCAACAUUCAAUAAUUUCAACAACACCACCUAAACUUCCAUCAGAAAAAUCAUUAUCACCCGAUACUGAUUAUCUUAAUAUAGACAUUAAACCUUUGCUAGCACCAACUAAUGCACGUUCUUCAACAAGUAGUGAUACCGUUCAUGAAUCAAGUCCAAUUCGUGUAAUAAUGCGUGAAACACCACGUGGACGUUAUCGUAUUUGUGUUUCUCAAACAUUAUUACGUUCACAUAUCGGUGAUGUAUCAUGA